AUGGCUACACGAUACUCAACUGUAAAACAUAGAGUACUUGAAGAGGAAAGUAAUGAAGAACUAAUCAAACAGUAUAAGAAGCUUCAAAAUGCUCCCAAGUUUGAUUUCAAUAGUGAAGAGGUUUACUGUAUUUGUAGGAAGCCCGAUAGGGGUGAACUUAUGAUAGGUUGUGAUGGAUGUGAUGAAUGGUAUCAUUUCAAAUGUAUGAAAAUUAACUUAUUGUAUAAAGAUUUGGUAGCCAAAUUUUAUUGCAAAUUUUGUACUUGGAAAGGAAAAGGCUAUACCCAUUGGAAAAGAAAAUGCAGAGCUGAUAAUUGUUGGAAUCCUAUUGAAAUCAACUCCAAAUACUGUUCUAAGCAGUGUGGUUUGAACUUCUUUAAAAAUCUCGUGGAUGUUGAUAAUAAUGAAACUUAUAAAGCAAUAAUUGACAAAGACUUUACUGUAGACGAAUUCCAAAAGCUUGGGAAUGAAUUUCCUGAAUUACCUGAAGUCAAGGAUAUUGAAAAUAAUAUAGGAAAAUUCCCAGAGGAAUUGAGAUUAGAUUUGACCAAACUCAUAAAUCAGUUAAAGGAUAUCAAUGAGAAUAUCGAAUUGUUUAACAGAAGAACAGAAUUGUUGUCUCAAUAUAAGAUUAAAAUGAAAGCAGUCAAUGAAUUGGUCACCAAAAAAAUGAAAAGUAAGAAGAAGAUAGAGUUAUGUCUUUAUGACAAAAAUCUAAGAGAAUUGUCUUCCAGUGUGAUCGAAGAAUUCGAUAUAGAGAAAGUUUCUGAUUAUGUGGUGAAUGAAGAUGAUGAAAAGGAUGAAGACCAAUAUGGUAAUAUCUGUAUUCACGAAAAACGGAAAUGUCCAAGACAUAAUGGUUGGAUCAACUUGGUAAAUGACGGGUUCCUUAGUUCGAUCUACAAAUAUCAAUCAACCUUGGCCAAAUUACAGCAAGAGGAAAAGUUGUUACUUCGUGAUUAUUCAAUUCAAGUCUAUGAACAGUAG
Messenger RNA from Yamadazyma jaroonii, 987 nucleotides. NCBI's taxonomy places the organism in Eukaryota, Fungi, Ascomycota, Pichiomycetes, Serinales, Debaryomycetaceae. The record is from the annotation of a GenBank genome assembly.